Paraglomus brasilianum is the source of this 1016-nucleotide messenger RNA. The record is from the annotation of a GenBank genome assembly. Lineage: Eukaryota; Fungi; Glomeromycota; Glomeromycetes; Paraglomerales; Paraglomeraceae.
AUGCUAGAACUCAAAGUGGAAAUUAUUCUCCACUUGAGGAAUCCUACAGUACUUGCCAAAUGUUCGCAUGAAUGGAACAACAUUGUAAACUUACCUUCUACGAAAUCCAAGUGGUUGAUCGGCAGAAAUGGGAGAACUCAUGCAUUAUUUCACGCAGUAAGGAUGGGCGAGCCUUUUAUUAAUCUUGAUGUAGUCGAAUGUCUAUUUGCGCAGAAGGCGCACAUCAGUCGAUACUUUAUCCAACAAUUGGUGCUCGGAUUUGGCAACUACGACAGUAGACUUAUUGAUCUCAAACUUACGCAUAACAUGGGUACUCUCGAUCCGGAUCGAAAAAAAUCUAUUCAAAAUAAGAUCCGUAGCCCGUGGGCAAGCAAUAUCUCCUUCGAAGUUUACUCCCGAAUUCUCAAAGAGGGUCAUGAUCGGUUUGACGGGAAUGAUAUUCCCAUCCGAGGAAAUGACAUGGAGUCCUUUUAUUACUUAUCGGCUGGUCCAUUGGUUAUUAGGCAAGCGAGAACAAAAUUGAAGGAAAACAAAAAGGAAAUCAAAGCUCUGAUUCGGAGAUACAAGUUUGCCCCUUUUCCUCCGAGACCGAAAACCCGAAAACAUAUUCUCGAGAAAAAAGAUGGGAAUAUUGGGCUGAAGCCCAAUUCAGAGUCAGAGUCACGUGGCACUAAUUUUGGUGACUAUCCGCCAUCUGACGGGUAUGAGAACGUGAGACAACUAACAGUCAUUGCACGCGCUAUACUCAUAUAUCCCAAAUUAGUUAACGUCUGGAAGAAAAACGGGUAUCAUGAGAUCGUCAACGAUGUGAACGACCUGGUCAUACGAGGAUCGUUACUUAUCCUUUAUCCCUCGAGAUCUUCCGAAGAUUGGGUUAAACCAGGUUUAGCUCAAGUCGUCGAUAAACUAAAAGAUCUUAUAUUGCUUGGAUUCGAACUGACGGAUGCCUUGAUUGGAGACGCUUUAAUCUUAUUUGAGCAUAGAUUGAAGGAUAUAGGAGAAAUACUGAUUGAUGC